AUGUUAGACAAAAUUGAAAAAGAAGUAGAUGUAAACAAAUCCAAAGUCUUAAGCAUAGAAAACGACCUUCGCGAUUUUAAAGAAAGUCUUAACUUCCAAGAAACAACUAUUAUGGAAAAAAUAAAUAAGAUCACGAAGCGUUACGAAAAGGAGAUAAACAACUUAAAUAAGAAGACACUAGAUUUGGAGAAUCGAUCUCGAAGAAACAACCUAAGAUUAGAUGGAAUAUUUGAAAAGCCAAAUGAAAAUUGGAAUGAGUGCGAAAAUGCAGUAAAGGAAAUGUUUAAAAAACAACUAAAAAUUAGUAAUGAAAUUAUCAUAGAAAGAGCUCAUAGAAUAGGCCAACCUAAAGAAGAUAAGAAACCAAGAACGAUUGUCCUAAAGUUAUUAAAUUUUCAAGACAAAACAAAAAUACUUAACGCUACAAAAAACUUGCGAGGAACUGGGAUAUAUGUUAAUGAGGAUUUCGCUAAAGAAACGAUGGAAAGCCGAAGGAUGUUGUGGGAAGAGGUCAAAAAGUUGCGACUUGAAGGUAAGUAUGCAGUUAUAAAGUAUGACAAAAUUGUUUCUAGAGAAUUUCGAAAAAAUGAUCUUAGUGUUUCUGACGGCGAUGGAGAAAUAUUAACAAUUGAGAUUAUUAAUGAACGAACAAAAAAUAUUUUAGUUAGCUGUUGUUAUCGACCGCCAGAUGGCGUGAGCGAGAACUUGAGCAUGUUUUUACAGCAAAAUGUUAUUGCAAAAGAAUUAUCUGCUGAACUAUCAUUUGAUGAGUUUGAGAAAGCUUUUAAAUCUUUUAAAAAAAAUAAAGCACCUGGUGCAGAUGAAAUAAACGGGAACAUUGUUAUAGAUUGCUAUGAACAAUUAAAAAAUAUUCUUUUCAAAAUUUUCAGAGCAUCUAUUCAUCAAGCGGAAACAGGUUCAAUUAGUUAA
Messenger RNA from Hydra vulgaris (swiftwater hydra), 930 nucleotides. NCBI's taxonomy places the organism in Eukaryota, Metazoa, Cnidaria, Hydrozoa, Anthoathecata, Hydridae. The record is from RefSeq and is a predicted model, not a curated record.